Molecule: messenger RNA, 4050 nt
Organism: Argentina anserina (silverweed cinquefoil)
Lineage: Eukaryota; Viridiplantae; Streptophyta; Magnoliopsida; Rosales; Rosaceae
Product: protein PLASTID MOVEMENT IMPAIRED 1-RELATED 1
Exons: 3
Coding region: 235-3654 (1139 amino acids)
Source: RefSeq, a predicted model, not a curated record
GACAUAGACAGAGAGACAGGAAGACAUAAACGCUCGGUGAACUCCGAAACUCUCUCCGUCUAGGAUUUCCCAAUUCCCUCAUUCUUCCCUCGCUCAAUUCAAAUUCCCCCGACUUUUUCUCCGAAAUCCCAGCUUUCAUUUCCCCAUAUAGUCCAUGACUUUGAUCGUCUAAUUUAGGGUUCCCGAUUCCGACUCAGUCUCCGUCGCCGGCCGGCCAGCUCCAAUCGGUAGAAGAUGUCGAAAUUCGAAGGGGGGAGGAAGAUGGGUGGGGAUUCAGGUAAUGUGAGAUUGCUGAAUGAGAUUGAGACUAUAAGCAAAGGCCUAUAUGCAGACAAAAGGCCCUCCAGGAGUACUAGUUCAAGUUCUAUAGGGAGUAAUGUGCCGAAGUUGCUAGGGAAGAAUCAAUUGCCUGAUCCAAAAUCGAAGGCGAAGCCUGGUGGGGAUAACUCAUUGCUCAAAGAGAAGAGGUCGUUUUGGAAUUGGAAGCCGUUGAAGGCGUUUACGCAUAUCAGGAACCGGAGAUUUAACUGCUGCUUUACACUUGAAGUUCAUUCUGUUGAAGGGUUGCCGUCGGAUUUGCAUAAUAUUAGUCUUUGUGUGCAUUGGAAGAGGAGGGAUGGGAUUUUUGUUACUAAUCCAGUGAAGCUUGUUCAAGGCGCGGCGAAAUUUGAGGAGAAGUUGACUCACACAUGCUCAGUGUAUGGGAGUAGGAGUGGUCCCCAUCAUUCCGCAAAGUAUGAGGCAAAGCAUUUCUUGCUGUAUGCUUCUGUGUUUGGUGCACCGGAACUUGAUUUGGGAAAGCAUAGGGUUGAUCUCACGAGGUUGCUUCCUCUGACAUUGGAGGAAUUAGAGGAGGAGAAAAGCUCAGGGAACUGGACAACAAGUUUUAAACUAUCAGGAAAGGCUAAAGGUGCAACGCUGAAUGUUAGUUUUGGGUAUACAGUGCUUGGGGAUAAUACCAGUGCAUCAAGAAGCAGCCAGAAUGCUCCUGAGGGGGUGGUGUCAAGGCCAACUAACUCGAGUUUGGCAAAAGUAGGGACCAAAUAUAGUCAGGUUGAUGCAAGGAGAAGUAUGCAGCGUGGUGAAAGUCUUCCUAGUCAGCGUUCAAGGGCUUCAACUCGCUCCGUAGGGGACACAAAGGAUCUUCAUGAGGUUUUACCAAUAUCAAAGUCGGAACUAUCCAGUUCAGUAGGUGUGCUGUAUCAGAAAUUUGAUGAAGAAGAGAAGUCAGGUACUCCAGCUGUUUACAAGCCUGAACUUGAAGUUCUCAUCGAAACUGUCGAGCCUAUUUCUAGUGAAGUAAAAGUAGAGAAUGAUUGUGAAGAAGAAGACUUUUCUGUAGUUGAGCAGGGGAUAGAACUGCCAUCAGAGGAAGUAAUGGAUUCAGAUGUUAUUACAGAGCCUGUUGACGCUUUUGCAGCAGGUCAUGUUGCUGAAAUCACCACUGGUUUACAGGAAGCAGCUGACGAAGGAACUGAGCUCCAUUCCCAGGUUGAGGAACAAGUUGGUCGUACGGAUAAGCUUGUGCUAUGUGAUUCCGGUUCCAAAGAAGAUGGCCUAUGCACCAGAGAAUCACUUAUGAAAGAGCUUGAAUCAGCGUUAAGUAAUGUGUCAGAUAUGGAGGCAGAAGAACUAGAAUCUCCUGAAGACAUGAAAUGUUUUGUAGAUGAUAAACUAUAUAAAAGAAAUAUGAUGGGAAGUUCAUGUAGCUUGGAUGAUGUUACAGAAUCUGUUGCAAAUGAGUUCUUGAACAUGCUAGGGAUAGAGCAAAGUCCAUCUAGCAUUAGCUUUGGAAGUGAACCCGAGUCCCCAAGAGAGCGUCUGCUAAGACAGUUCGAGAAGGAGGCACUCGCCACAGGUUGUUCUUUGUUUGAUGAUUUCGACACGGUACCUGAUGAAGAACCAGAAUGCAGCUACAGCGAUGCAACCGGGUCCAAUUGGAGCCACCUCUCCGAGAGUUUUGAUCUUUCUUCCAUGAUUCAAGCUGCAGAGGAGGAGCAUCUGAUGGCAGCUCAACCUGCAAGGAGUAAAGCAAAGGCCAAAAUGUUGGAAGACUUGGAAACAGAAGCAUUAAUGCGUGAGUGGGGUUUGAAUGAGAUGGCCUUUCAGCAUUCUCCACCAAAAAGCUCUUCUGGGUUUGGAAGUCCGUUAGAUUCACCUCUCAAAGAUCCAUGUGAAUUGCCUUCCCUUGGAGAAGGCAUAGGCCCUUUUCUUCAGACAAAAAAUGGAGGGUUUGUACGGUCUAUGAACCCCACACUUUUCAAAAAUGCUAAAAGCGGUGGGGACUUGAUCAUGCAGGUUUCUAGCCCAGUUGUGGUACCAGCAGAAAUGGGUUCUGGGGUAAUAGAUAUAUUGCAGCAUUUGGCUUCAGUAGGAAUCGAAAAGCUUUCUAUUCAGGCGAAUAAGUUAAUGCCCUUGGAAGAUAUAACUGGAAAGACAAUGGAGCAAGUAGCUUGGGAAGCUUUGCCGGCUUUGGAAGGACCUCAGAGGGAUUAUAGCACGCAGCAUGAAACAGUUGUUGGGCAAGAUAUACCAGAUGGGCGAACAAGAGUCAAAGGAAGUUCAUCUGGGCCCAAGUCUAAAAAGUCUAAGAAAAACACAGUUGACAAUGAGAUGGCCUCAGAAUAUGUUUCUUUGGAAGAUCUUGCACCUUUAGCCAUGGAUAAAAUUGAAGCACUUUCAAUUGAGGGGCUGAGAAUACAAUCCGGGAUGUCAGAUGUGGAUGAACCUUCAAGCAUUAGCACAGAGUCUGUGGUGCAAAAUCCAGCUCUCCAGGGCAAGGGUGUUAAUGUUGGCAAAUUCCUUGGUUUGGAGGGAGCUGCUGGACUGCAGUUGAUGGACAUAAAAGAUGGUGGGAAUGAUGUUGAUGGACUAAUGGGCCUUUCAUUAACUCUUGAUGAAUGGAUGAAACUUGAUUCUGGUGAAAUUGAUGAUGAAGAUCAUAUUAGUGAGAGAACUACCCAAAUCCUUGCGGCCCAUCAUGCAAACUCUUUGGACAUGAUUCGUGGAGGGUCAAAGGGAGAGAGAAGGCGUGGCAAAGGAGCGCGAAAAUGUGGUUUGUUAGGGAAUAAUUUCACAGUAGCAUUAAUGGUGCAACUUCGUGAUCCGCUAAGAAAUUAUGAGCCUGUUGGGGCUCCAAUGCUUGCUCUUAUUCAAGUUGAGAGAGUAUUUCUCCCACCAAAGCCCAAGAUAUACAGCACCGUUUCUGAACUACGGAAAAGUAAUGAAGAGGAUGACGAGUCUGGGUCAGUGGUGAAAGAUGACAUUAAGGAGGAGAAAAAAGAUGAGAAGCUUCCUGAAGAGGAAAGUAUUCCUCAGUUUAAAAUCGCUGAAGUCCAUGUCGCUGGUCUGAAAACUGAGCCCGGGAAAAAGAAGCUAUGGGGUAAUACAAACCAGCAACAAUCAGGUUCCCGCUGGCUGGUUGCAAAUGGAAUGGGGAAAAACAUUAAGCAUCCAUUUUUGAAGUCAAAGGGCAAGGCUCCUCUGAAAUCUUCUACUUCUGCGACAACAAAGGCACAGCCUGGUGAUACAUUGUGGAGCAUCUCUGCUCGUGUCCAUGGCGAUGGAUCAAAGUGGAAGGAAUUGGCAGCAUUGAAUCCGCAUAUAAGGAACCCCAAUGUUAUCAUACCAAAUGAAACUAUCAGAUUGUGCUGAGUGCUGGUGGCCUUGAUUUAAUACUCUUUACUCAGCUGGGGUGUAACUGGAGUCCAUGUAAAGAGGCAAGUUUACAGCGUCCAGACUUCAGACAAGGUUGAUUCUUUUGCAUGUGAAGUUAUUCGUGUAUUUGCUUGAAACAAGAGAUGUAAAUUAUUCGUGUAUUUGCUUGAAACAAGAGAUGUAAAUCCAUAUGGAUUUUCAGGUCCAUCUUCAUUCAUGCGGUAAAUCCAAAUGUUUUGCAAGUCUGUUGUAAUUGGCGUGUUGGAAUUGUUUUGCAAUGAAAUGAAUAAUGUUUUAGGCAUCAUUUCGAUUCUUUUAUCUUCACUUGUUUCAACUCUGUACUCGUUUCAAACAAAUAGGUUCUAUAAUAAUUCAAGAAGCUAUGAUUUAUGA